CAACCCGUACGACUCGAUUUGAAGCCGCCCACCAUGUCGACAAAGGUCAAGACUGGUCAGCUCUGGGGAAAGAGCAAGGAUGAUCUCACCAACCAGUUGGAGGAGUUGAAGACCGAGCUCAACCAGCUCCGUGUCCAGAAGAUCUCUGGCGGUGCCUCCUCGAAGACCCAGAGAAUCCACGACGUUCGCAAGUCGAUCGCCCGCGUUCUCACCGUCAUCAACCUCAACCAGCGCACCCAGCUCCGCUUGUUCUACAAGAACAAGGCGUUCCUCCCUCUCGACCUCAGACCCAAGUACACCCGUGCCCUGCGCCGCAGACUCACCAAGAACGAGGCCACCAAGAAGACGCAGAAGCAGGUCAAGAAGGAGAUCCACUUCCCCCAGCGGAAGUACGCCAUUAAGGUAUGACCAGUCCUAGAAUUCGAUGGAUAUCGCUUGGAUAAUACAUGUGAAGAGGCGUGGCUGAUGGUUUUCGUGCAGGCUUAAAUAAAAGAUGGGAGCGGAUCUUGGAGUUACGGGAACAAGUCGUUAGUAGAAUGACGAGUUGACUUAGACCUUGCGUGGGUCGGUUUC
Messenger RNA from Aspergillus glaucus CBS 516.65, 573 nucleotides. RefSeq names its product 60S ribosomal protein uL29. The record is from RefSeq and is a predicted model, not a curated record. Bases 34 to 408 code for a protein of 124 amino acids. NCBI's taxonomy places the organism in Eukaryota, Fungi, Ascomycota, Eurotiomycetes, Eurotiales, Aspergillaceae. Gene Ontology annotation, molecular function: mRNA binding; structural constituent of ribosome. The transcript is spliced from 3 exons. Gene Ontology annotation, cellular component: cytosolic large ribosomal subunit; ribosome. Gene Ontology annotation, biological process: translation; maturation of LSU-rRNA from tricistronic rRNA transcript (SSU-rRNA, 5.8S rRNA, LSU-rRNA).